Lethenteron reissneri (Far Eastern brook lamprey) is the source of this 6643-nucleotide messenger RNA. It is a transcript of the gene CFAP65, whose product is annotated as cilia and flagella associated protein 65. Lineage: Eukaryota; Metazoa; Chordata; Hyperoartia; Petromyzontiformes; Petromyzontidae. The record is from RefSeq and is a predicted model, not a curated record.
CGGCCCGCCGAGUCGCCUCCAACUCGCGGCGCAAGGUGCCGCGCUACCCUCCCGCCAGUAAACCAGCGACAUUCGCGUUUCGUAUCGUUUGCUUGUCAAGUUUAACCCUCGUCGACGUUGACGGUAGACGUUACGUUUGUUUGACAGCCUGGCGCUCUUUUGUAUCGAUAACGCGGGGGAGUUACGGAGCGAGCGGCCCGUCGUGAAGUUCCCCGUUUGGUCACGAACGCGAUGAUGCUGGCUCACUGUCAGCCCUGCCCAACCCCUGCCCCGUCAAUGCAUCCUCACCAAUUAAAUGAAAAGCAUCCCAAGGCACACACAUCCGUGGCAAAUGUGGGCAAGGCAGGGAGAAAGGCACAGAACCAUGGGCAAAGGGUGCUGGCCUGCGGCAUUGAGACUGUGGCAGAAGUGCUCUGGACAGGCUGGCAGCCUGGGCGAGAGAACACCAAGAAGCUCUCCCUGAAAAAUGUGCUGCCAAGGGCAGUGAAGCUGACCUACAGGGUUCCUAGCAGCCUCGUGUUCAGCACACUCUACCCGCAGCCCAUAAUCCUCAACUCGGGCACCAGCUACACUCUCCCCAUCAUAUUCAGGCCACUGGAAAAGAGAGAAUAUGAAGAGCGGUUGGAGUUUGAGUCAGUAGAAGGCAGAUUCUGUGUGGUCCUGCGAGCCACGUUGCCUACACACAAGCUCCACCUGCCUGGAACCCUGACCUUUGGCCACUGUGCCACCUUUCACAAUCAAGAGGUCCAUUUUGACAUGCACAACAGAAGCGAGCUGGAGACUUCGUUUGGCUGGGAGGUGCCACCUCCAUUCUCCAUGAAUCCUGCACAGGGUGUGCUUUCUCCCAAUGCAUCCCUCCGUAUCACAGCCUCCGUUCAUGCCACCGAGGCUGGGCCCUACUACGCCAUGGCCACAUGCCACUAUGGAGAGGCCCCCUCAUCCAGCAGCGUCGUGGAGCUACAGGCUAUUGCUAAAUACCCACGCCUGGUAGUUAGUGCCGGAGACACAGACCCACAGCACCGCCAGUAUGACUCACAACAAGUGCUGAAUUUUGGCGAUGUGGAAGCAGGCGCCACCUCUGAAAAGUGGCUCCACAUCCAGAAUCUCUCCUCAGUGAAGGCAUCAUUCCAGGUUGAGAUUACCACUCCGAACCCACAAACGAGAAACCUGUUCGGUUGCCGAAUUCAGCAGGGAUGGGUCAAUCCCCAGGGCUCGGCACGUGUGCCCGUGCGGUUCAGCCCAGUCACGGUCGGUUGCUGCACCACCCAAUACCUUCACGUGGUCAUGGCUGGCAACCUGCCCAAGUGCAUUGUCAAGCUCACAGGAAACUGCCAAGGCCCAAGUGUUACAAUGAGCGAAACACUGCUGGUGUUCGACCGCAUGCUUGUUGGCGAGGUGGGCGUGCGAACGCUGGAACUUCGCAAUUCUUCGGCUGUGCCUGCCAUCUACCAGUUUGCACUGGACACGGAGAGCAGUGUGUUUGGCUUGGAGCGAGUAUGUGGCCAGCUGCCACCUCAUGCCACUGUGCAGCUUCGUGUCACAUUCACACCCCAGCAACCCAUCAACUACUAUCGGCGUGUGGCCUGUCUGGUGCACCAUCAGGCUCCUGUGCAUGUGGAGCUGUUAGGAGCAGGCAGCACAGUGGAGACGACGCCGGCGGUUCUGCGUCGCGAACAUGUACAGCGGUGUCACACCAAUGCACGGCGUGGCCUGACCCUGCAGUCACCGCCUACCCUUCUCUCCAUGCUGCACAACAAGAAGCUCUGCCUGGACCCCACUGAUGGGUCGCUUAUCCCUUGCCAGGAAGAGGUGGAGAAGCAGGAUCCAACUACAGUCGCACCCAGCAAUGCUGUUUUUGAUCACCGGGUUGAUGGACGAUUCGAAUUGUGCUGGGACGAGGCACUUCCUCCCACUCAUGUUAGCCUCAGUGCUAGCAUGCUGGACUUCAGCGCUUUUGUGCGUGAUGGCGAGAAGGCUGCGGCUCUUGCCCUGUCCCUGCGAAACCACACGCACGGCACUGUCUGCGUGGUGUGGACAGCCUCAGCUGGUGGGGAGUUCCACGUGGAGCCAGCUGAAUGUGAAGUGCCACCCCUCAAGACGAUAGCGCUCAGAGUCACAUUCCGCCCUCGACGCAGGAACACGCUGCACUAUGCUGAGCUGGAAGCCUGCGCUUUCUACAAGAGCAUGAAAGACUUUCGCCUGGUGGAGGAGCCUACAAUGUGCCUACCCUGGUGCCUGACCCUGGCUGUGAGCACACACACGUUUCAGCCAGGACAGCAGCCCUUCCCGCCCACCUGCAACUUGUCCAGUGCCCAUGUAGAAUUCCCAGCAGUGACGGCAGGAAAAAGUACCCACACCACUGCUCUGCUUACAAACACGGGGGACACGCCAAUCUUCUUCAGCCUACCAGUGGGUGCCUGCCCAGCCAGUGGGAAACCAAACCCUGGCACCUCAACCCUGGGGCAGCCCAGUCUGGCCCAGGGAAAAGGGGAAAGCAGAGCUCAGGAGCGACUUCAGGGUGCCAUUGGAUCCAAAGAACCUGAGGGGGUGGGACUGGUGGUGAGACCCAGUCAGGGGUUGGUGCCCCCUGGAGGAAAGCAGGUGGUUUUGCUCCGGGCCUCCUCCAGUGCUCCGGGACUAUAUUGCCAAGUGUUGCCUAUUCUUCUCAAUUACUGUGGUCAAUAUACAAAGAAUAUGGAGGUGUCGUGGCUGGUGGACCGGCCACAGGUGCGGCUUCAAGGCAAUGGGAGGCUGUUUUUUAAGCCUACAUGUAUAGGGACCAUGUCACAGUGCUCGCAUACCAUUGACAACUGCUGCCAGCUGCCCCUGUGCUUUCAGUGGAACGUUACAGGGAGUGGCACAUUGAGUGUCUCACCUGCACACGGCAUCAUUCAGCCAAACGAGAGUGUGUCGCAGGUGUGGAGUUUUUCCCCACUGGAGGACAAAAAGUAUGUUUUGAAGCCUAGUCUCCUUGUAUGGCUGGCAUCAAGUCAGCACUGGGGGCAGCUAGACCCCGUGCAGAGCCAUCAGCAGGGAGACAAGGAGGAAACGUCCAGCAGCAAAACCCGCCUAUCCUUGCGUGUCAUUGGCGAGGGAGCCAUUGGCAACAUCAGGGCUAUGGAGAGUGACGUGAACCUCGGUGUGGUAGUGGUUGGCACGGCUGCCUUGGGGCACCUGACGCUGGUCAAUGAUAGCAACUGUGACCUCAGUUUCACCCUGAGCGUGGAGCAGCACGAGCUGCAGGCAUGUGGUCCUGACAAGGUCAUGAUGACACAGACCACCGCAUUGGAGCUAAAUGAAUAUGAAAGCAUCAUUCCAGCUCGCUGUUCGAAGCAAGUGCAGGCUAUGGCAAGGCCUACUUGCAGCGGACGUUACCACUGGACCGUUAGCUAUCAGUUGGUCACCCAGCAUGCUGGCUUGGCGUUGGGUGUGAGAGAGCUGUGCCGUGUGACAGCCGAAGGCGCCCGCCCGAUUCUCUCAGUACUGAACGUGCGUGGCUCAGGCAGUGCAGCCGGCCUUAGCAAGAUGCAACUAUGGACCAUGAUGAACUUGUGGCAACUCAACUUUUACCUGGACCUGGAGCCACCCUACGAGGAUGCACCUGACAGCGGGAGGCCGCGUGUUGUCCUGCCCUGCCGCACCCCUCCUCCACUGCAGUUUGACCUGGGAUCAGCCUCGGCUGGUGCGGAGCCCUCUGUCAUACACUUGCUCCUGCAAAACCCUGGUCUGGUGGAGGCUCACUGGGCGGUGGUGUUCCCUAAUGAGAAUUCCCUGGAAUUGGAGGUGUGGGCAGAGCACAUGGACUUGGAUGCCCGUGAACUCCGCAUUGCACGUCUCCAGAGAGACCAGACAUUCACUGUGUUCCCUCGAGGAGGCCAACUCCAGCCAGGGGCUAAGCAAAUUGUCACAGUCACCUACAGGCAUGAGUUUCCAGCAUCAGACUGGCUGAUGGUGGUGUUCAGGGUCACUCAUGGCAGGAGCAUACCUCUCAACCUGGUGGGAGUGACAGUUCCUUCUGAUCUACACUACAUCCAUUACCCAUCCCACCAGCAUACAUUACUGCCUGUGGCUUUGAGAUGCCAAACCCCACCCAUACAGGUGUUUGACCUGUACAAUGGUGGAGCGAUGCCCGUGAGCUUCUUGGUGCAGCAGGACUCCCUGCGAGUGGUCUGUGACGAGAGCUACUCGCACAGCGUUCUGGAGUGUCUCACCCCCGAGGGGAACAUCGCGCCUGGGGAAACGGCACACACCCUCUGGCUCUUCUGUCCCUUAGAGGCCAAAACAUACACGGUGGACGUGCCAAUACACGUCCUGCAUGGAGAGUCGUCACUGGUCACAUUCCGCGGUGUGGGAUUUGACGAGGAGCAGACGGACAACACUCACCUAAACUGGGUGAACUCGUUGACCCAGCUGCUACCAUCUGCUGCACCCUUCCCACACUUACCCUUACAGCUGUCACACCUGUCUGUGGAGCAGCUUAGCUUUGGGGAACUGCCCGUGUACAGCAAGUCCACCCGAAUUUUAUUCCUGAGCAAUACAUCCAAGGAUAGGGCAGUGUUCUUCAUCUGGCGUCAUCCUUCACACGUGGACACUGAGGUGCUGAACUUAGAGCCCAAGGAAGGUACGCUGCACCCAGGAGGAAGUGUGCUCUGCAAGCUCACUCUCAGAGCCCUUGGUCAACCUAUUUUAUAUGAUCUCGACCUUGUAUGCGAGGUAAUUGACAUGAUGGAGUUCCAGGCAUUUACAUCACAACAGGCUAAGAUGGACGCUGAGUAUAAGCGGCAGGAGGUCGAGUUUACCAUUACUGAGCACGACCUCCUUCCACCGGCUGCUCCAACAUCCACAGCCUCCCAGGCUCCAGAGAAGUUGGCAAACCAUCAAUCACCAGUGUUGAGUGGCUCCAGUAAGCAUCUGAACAAGUACAAGGCACUGCCUCCAAUUGGUGCAGAAGAGAACGGGGAGAACUCAGGCACCAGGAGCCAGCGGCGUCAGAGGAGAAGCUAUCGGAAGGAGCGAGAGGAAAUUACCCAGCCAGAGCUUCCCAGGCCUCAGCUUUUACACCUGGGUGUGUCGAUCCGGACCCACUCGAUCCAAUCCUUCGAAGCACAAUUCUCACAGCUCAUGCCUGCUGUACACAUAUCGAGGAUUUCUGACAGUGGUGGUUGCUUGCGCCAUCCUGCAGCCAAAGACGAGGGUUGUCACAUGAAGGAUGGAGCGAAAUGCCACAUAAACGAUGACAUGCGUGCCUUCAGCCCCCUUACAGAUGAGCAGAGAGAGCUUCUGCCUCUUGUGCUGUCCAACCUGCUCAAAAGCUUGAUGGAUGAUAAGAGCUUCCACCAGGCUCUGGCACAUCUGGAGAAGGAGCCAGUGUCAUUCUACAGACAGUUCAGCAUCAGGGAUGAGACACAACAGCGGAUUGCUCAGGAACACACAGACGUCUCCAGUGAAGAAAACAUAAGCGGGAUGGAUGCGACUGAGAUCUGUCCUUCCAGCGCUAACCCUGAGCUGACAGCAUCUGCACCGGUCAAUGGCAACAACUGGAACAAAUAUGAAAUGGAGAGCAAUGUAUUUGUAAGUAGGGAGAAGAUUACACUGCAGCAGCCAUAUGAGAAGGAGGUCUUGUGGAAGGAUCAACUAAAAAGAUUGCCGGAGUUGCGUAACUUGUUGGAGUUAGUCCUGGAGAACACCCUUGCCAACAUCGUGACGGAGGCGAGCAAUGGAGAGGUGAUACUCACCUCACGCCCACGAUUCAUUGCCCUGCCGCCACCACCUCCAUCUGCCUUGCCCAGCCUCUCCCAGCACAUGAUUUUGGCAUCGACCGAGCGGCACACACAGACUCCACGGAGCGGCAAAGGGGCCUCCAUCUCUUCCAAGGAGCUCCAGAGCAUCAGCCCAGCUGGCAGCAAGCUCACACAGCACAGCCUCAACACAGCUGACUAGGGCAGCUGUGCUGUCCAGAGGGGAGUGGUGCGGCCGAAAAAACAGAGCUGGCUGCUUACCAGACUUGUCUGUAUUCACAGAUAUGCUUUAGUGCCGGUGUACUUUCCUGUGUGUACCGCAAUGACCAAAGAAUUAGCUCAAGUUAAAGUGUCCCCUUGCCUGAAUGAGGAGGGAGACAUCAGUUCAAAUGAGCAGGGAGACACAAGUUAUUCUAUUUGGAGUUGGCUCAGUCCACCAUUUAUUGGGGUUAACAAAAUGAGUACAUCUUUGUGGAGUCAACAGUGGUCAUUUUGAUUUACCACCAUGAGCACAGAGCUACAACUGGAGUAAGGAGACACUUCGACUGUGACUAUUGAUUUGUGGCUUUAAUCCCAUAUCAAUACUUGAUAUUGCAUUGAGUGGUUGCCCUGUAACAGUACUUGUCAUUUGAUAUGAGAUUCAAGCAGCUUAUUCUUAAUGGGAAGAAUUAAAUAUCUUACCUAUAUAGCACAUGAGUGUCAUGGGAGUUGACCAUAUCCUGGUUGAAAUGUAAUCAAAAAUAUAUUUAUCUUAUGUAGCAAAUAUAUAAGAAUACAUUUUGCAAACCAAUUCAUUAGUUAGAGUUGUUGAUUUUGUCAUUGUUAUGAAAUAUUUUGCAAUAAAAUUUUGGAGAUUUAUCCUAGAAAAAGAAUAAAAACGUGAUUAUUCAUAAAAACAUUUUUUU